GGGAGGGGGAGGGAGAGGAUCGCCCACCCGAGCGGAGCGGACAGACAGAAGGACAGACUGAGCGCUCUGUCUGCGAACGACGUCACUUUUCUCCAAGAGCGCGCGCGUUUCCCCGCGCGGCGCAGACAGACAGCAACAGUUGUCACGAUGUCUGGGAUGAGAUGAGGCGCGAGCGGAGGGACCGCUGCGGUGCUGCUGAGCUCCGGACCGGGCGGGAUCGGCGCGUGCUGCCAUGAUCCAGCCGUGUUAAAGCCCACCUGGGACGGACAGCGCGGGGAGCGGCGCGCGCAUCUGUUUACCCCGCGCGCUGGGAUUUCGUUCAGCGCCCCCCCCCCCUCCUGUGUUUAGGUUUGAUUUGUCUGUGAGGUGAGUCCAGACGUGGGGGCUGGCUCGGGUUCCGGCUCAUGUUCGGCUCAGCGGGGGGACGGACUGUUGCGUCUGCGGAGAGUCAGAGCUGACGAGCCUGCUGCUGCGGAGACACCGACAGACAGGCCCGAGGGGAGGGGGGGCGACAGCCUGUUCAGGGCUCUCUCGACCCUUUGCGGAUCGAGCCGAGCCCCCUCCCGUUUCCACCCAGAACCACCCCCCACCUGUCCCCUCUCCUGCCUUGGAUGGGGGGAAAGCAGAGCACGGCGGGGCGGCCCCGCGGCGCGUUCCCCGGCGUCUCCUCGGAUGACAGCGCGGUGCCACCCUCGGCCCACUUCGGCCACUACCGGCCGAGCGGCACCACCAUGGGCCUGCGGAGCCGCUCGGUGAGCUCCGUGGCCGGGAUGGGCAUCGACCACAGUCCCGCCGUGCCCUUCGGCUUCUACACCCCCAGAGGAACGGACUCGGAUCGAACCGGAGGGGGGUCCGGGAGCAACACCGCGGCCCCCCACGGCACCGGCUACCAGGACGGUGGGGGCGGAGGGCACCACACGGACGGGGUGCUGUAUCUGGGGUCCCGGGGGUCGCUGGCUGACACCUUGCCCCUGCACAUCGCGCCCCGCUGGUUCAGCGCGCACAGCGGAUUCAAGUGUCCUGUCUGCUCCAAAUCUGUGGCGUCCAAUGAGAUGGAGGUUCACUUCAUCAUGUGUUUAAGCAGGCCACGCCUCUCCUACAAUGAUGAUGUGUUGGCGAGGGAUGCCGGUGAGUGUGUCAUCUGUCUAGAGGAGCUGCAGCAGGGGGACACCAUAGCCAGACUGCCGUGCCUCUGCAUCUACCACAAAAGCUGUAUAGACUCCUGGUUUGAGAUCAAUCGGUCCUGCCCUGAACACCCCUCCGACUGAUGGCCCACCUGACCUGCUCUGAGUACUGUUCAAGGACACGCUGUGGUCCUGCUCUGGACAUUUGAACACAGACGCAACCAAAUCCAAUGAAACAAUCAAAGCGAUCAUCACGUUCUCACUCCGACAGAAUCCAUCGUCCUUACAAGAUAACUGUUCUUUGUGAACUGAACCAAAACAGAAACAUUUAACUGUGGAACCUCCACGCAUUAAAGGGCCUCAGUCAAACCCUCCAUGUUACAUCAGCUGAUGAUCCAGCAUCCAACCCUCUUCAGUCCCUUAAAGGGCUUCAUCUGCCGCCCCCACUCCUCCACCUCAGCCGUUGGUCGGUUGAGCCCCAGACAUGCUCAGGUCUUAGCAGGCCGCCCGUCUCGUCUCUGGAUCCAGGCCUGUCUGUAUAGCCCUCCGAUGGCCUUAACCGAGGAGAGAGGAAGCAGCGCAGAGAACGAGAAACACAAAAGGCAGAUGGAAGAAGAGGAAUGGAUGGAAACAGUGCAGAAGCUUGAUAGGACGGUCCGACUUCUGCAUUUUUCAGCUGUGCUCAUCUCUCACAGCAGAACUCCAACUUGGUGAUGAAGAGACGCCUCUCAGCGUGCUCCUCUUUCAUAGCUCCUGCCAGUUUUGCAUCCUUCCACACCAGUUUGACUCAGAUGAAUACAUUAAAAAAAAAAAAAAGCGCCUAAAAGGCUUUUACGAUCUGGUUUGUGCACACCUGAGCAGGAAACAGAGGGGCGGUUGAAAUGAAUGAGAUGUGAGGAUGUUUGUCACGUGCGGUUUGGUUGCGAGGAGCGUUCUGAGCAUGCUCAGUCCUGAACGGGAGGGAGGAAGGAACAGGAACCAAUGUAGUUUACGCUCUUAAUGUGUAAUGUGUGUGUCUGGGAUGCUCCAGCGUCGGGCUUCACUUGGAAUGUGUGUACACAAUGUGUGUCUGUGUGUGCGCUUGGAUUUGUGACAGGAUAGAUUUUGCUGAAGCCUUUUGAGUGUGUGUGUUUCUGUGAAAGGUCAUUGUAGAGGACUGACUGGGACAGUGCUGUGUGUGUGUCUGUGUAUUGAAAUGUUUACAGUUUAGAUAUCCAUGUUCCCUGUGUGUGCGACUGGCAGUCCUCCCUUUACUUUGCUGAUGUUUACAGCUACAGAAAAGCAACAUGACAUAUUGUAAAAUCAAAUGUAACCUCUCCUUGUUUGCUCUAGCAGACCUGCCAGAUUUUUCAUGCCAGCGUGGUUAGUCAUUUCUUCGAGGAAGACUCGAGUGUGAGGGCGAGUGCGCGUUUCCGUUCGUGCGGCUGUUUGCGUGGAAAGAUUACCGAGCGAGCUGACCCAGAACAGGCCUGAGGACCCAAAGAGUCAGAUGCAACUGAACCACAGUUACAUUCAGAUUUACUUAAAGCACACAGAAAACAUAUGAAGUGAAGUUUUAGGAACAAAACUGCAAACUAACCUACAAGAAUGGGUCAAAACAGCAAAAGGUUAACCUUGAAAUUACUGAGAACACAUACACAAGCAAUUUCAUGUCCGCCUGCUUUUUAAUUAAAUUCUGAUGGCCUCAAAAUGAAUUAGACUCUUUUGGCCCUUGUGUCUUGCUUGGUUGUGCACCCUGAGGCCUGCUGGCUCAUAAUCUGUCUACUACUGUCUGUUUGUACCUCUAAAGGCGACUGUUGGUCUCUGCUUUAGUUCCCCUGAAACAGGUCUGGCUGUCUGCGACACGCGAGGCAUUCGGACCCUCGAAAGGACUGUUGUUCCACUGUGGAGUCGCUGAAUGGGGCUUAUUUAUUCAUUUGUUCAUAUUUAAAAAUGUUUGGUUAUUAUUUAAAUCCUGUGAGAAGGCCAAGAGCUGACAUGUGAAGACUACUACAAAUCAUACAAACAAACUGCAUUUACAAAGCUACUGUAAACAAAUGGUGGAAUAAAUUGUGCUAGAUGACAAA
This is a messenger RNA of Nematolebias whitei (Rio pearlfish), 3190 nucleotides long. RefSeq names its product zinc and ring finger 1 (gene znrf1). Bases 612 to 1268 code for a protein of 218 amino acids. The transcript is spliced from 5 exons. NCBI's taxonomy places the organism in Eukaryota, Metazoa, Chordata, Actinopteri, Cyprinodontiformes, Rivulidae. The record is from RefSeq and is a predicted model, not a curated record.